CAUGUCAUUCAGUGGAAUCCGCCACCUGAAACGCGAGGAAGUGAAGGCGACUCAAUUGGGUAUAAAGCAUCAGCCAACAUCUGCCCCGAGCAGAGCGCAGCUGAUGAAAACAUCAGCUCGGAGCGGAGCACACAGGACAACUGCGCUUUUAUUUGAUUUCCUUGGACUUAUCAUCAUUUGGCGUUACCGAGCCGGUGCACCCUGUGGGAGACGCGUCUCUCCCUUUUUUUUCUGCACUUAAAGUGAAUGUGGCUCAGCGGCCAACAACACUAUACUGGAAUUAACUGACACCCACACUGAUAUUGGCGCACCUGUUACCUCCGCGGAGCGCAUGACCAUGAUCCCUCCGGGAGACUGCAUGUACGCGGGCAGAAAGAGGAGGAAGCCCGUCCAAAAACAGAAGCCGUCCUCGAGCAGCGAGAAAACCAACCCGUCCAAGCGGCACCGGGACAGGCUGAACGCCGAGCUGGACCGGCUGGCCAGCCUGCUGCCGUUUCCCCCGGAUGUCAUCUCCAAGCUGGACAAGCUGUCUGUGCUGCGCCUCGCAGUUUCCUACCUCCGCGUCAAAAGUUUCUUCCAAGCAAACCAAGAGAAGCCCUCCAGGAAGCACAUCAUCAGCCCAGUAUCCUCUAACCCUGAACCCAGGAAAGAGAGUCUUCCACUGGGCAACAUCAAUGAAAGCAGCCUUCUCCUGGAAUCUCUGACAGGGUUUGCCUUGGUGGUGAGCAGUGAGGGGAUGGUCUUUUACGCCUCCUCAACCAUUGUGGAUUAUCUGGGAUUUCAUCAGACUGACGUGAUGCACCAGAAUGUGUUUGACUACAUCCACAUAGACGACCGUCAGGAGUUUAGACGCCAGCUCCACUGGGCCAUGUGUCCUCCGCAGCACCGGGAGUCGGCACACCAGGACACCCAGCUGGGUGCAGGGACUGGAGAGGACUUUGUGGUCAGCAGUCAGUUUAACUCUCUGGAGGCCGGGGGAAUUCCUUCUGAGCUCUCCUGCUUCCUCAACAGAUGCUUCAUUGCCAGAGUCCGAUGCCUCCUGGACAGCACCUCUGGAUUCUUGACCAUGCAGUUCCAGGGUCGACUGAAGUUUCUCCAAGGGCAGAAAAAGAAGUCGGGCUCUGGGGCCCUUAUGCCUCCCCAGCUGGCUCUGUUCUGCAUUGGUGUACCACUCCUACUGCCCUCCAUCACUGAGAUGAAAAUGAAGAACAUGUUAAUGCGGGGAAAGAUCAAGGGAGGAGGAGGUGGAGGAGGUAUCUCUGCACUGGAGCAAGGAGAGCGAGGGGAACACCUCCGCAGACACUCCUUCAGUGGAGGGAUGGGCGACAUUGCGGACCCUAUGCUCCUCUCGUGUCCCACUCCUGGUGGCACCCAGAGAGCUCACCACGCUCCCUGGACCCCACUCUCCAAAGACAACGUCAAGUACCGCCCCGAUGGCUACUACAACCAGGAGGAGCCCCUCAACUACUGCAAGUCCUCCAUGGUGUCCCACAAAGGUCUCAGCCCGGGCCUGGGUGCCGGCUGGCCCCUGCGGUCAAACUCGGGCCCUAUCAGAGCGGGCCAGGGCGUUGGCUACGUCCCAUCUAACCGCAUGAACAAGGCCGGUCAGUAUGGGAAGCCAUACCGUCUUUCCCCGAGUUUCCACAACAACAGAGGUGGCGAGGUUUUUGUGUCGAAGCUCUAUGGUAACAUCCAGAUUCCCACAGACCCAGAUGCUUACUGCGUGGACCUGGUGAAGAGUGAGAACGGCUACGGAGAAUGCUACGACGGGCAUCUGAUGUCCGAGAUGCCCCCCAUCAAGGUGGAGCACGACUCUGACUCUGAAAAUGGCUGCGACGCCUACGGCCGACCCUGGGCCUGCCGCGACACAGAUGCCAUAGAUCGACGCUACGGUAACGGGAUGUACGACCAGAGCUCUGGCCUGCCACUCAAAUCAGAGGCCGAUUAUUAUGAUCCCCAGUUCUCGCCCUGUCAGCGAGGGAAGGCAGGAAUCAGCCCGCCCUACAAUAACGGCAACUAUCACAGCUAUGCAGUCAACAACGGCGGGAAUACCAACGCACGUCUGCUGAAGUGCGACAAAGACUUGGAGAGCAACAAUGACAACAACCAGUUUAGUCCUCAGAGACUCUCUCAUUCAGGGUCUCUUUGCAGCAACCAGUCCAUCAACCUCAUGGACUCGCACGUCUACCCGCAGGACCCUCACAAGGCCUACAUGCACCAAGACUACAACAAGCACGGCUCCUACGAUUUCAAAGGUCACGGCCUGAUCCACUCCAUCAAGCGGGAGCCCAUGGAUUCCCCGCCGUGGUCUGAGGGCGGCCAUGACAUGAACCAGUCCAUGAUGGUCGGUCCAAGGAACGUUAUGCCAUGUGUGAUGAGCGCAGGGCACCAUAAGUCCAGUCCUUACAUAUACCUGCCGUAAGAGUGAAUGCAGGGUGACCCAUGCAUACACCCAAGACAGACCCGCACACACACACACACACACAAUCGCACACGCACACACUCACACACUCACACAAACAAUCAGUGUGCGUUAUAGUACUUUGUAUUAUUGUUGUUUUCAUACACAUGCACCAGCAGUACAAAAGGACAGUCUUUGGUUUUGAGGAUUCCCAGGAUGUCAUGUACUUCUUCAGUUUGAUGAAGAGGUCAGAAACAAGGCUCAGGUUUCUAGUGUUAGUGUCGUGACAAUCAGAAGUAUAAAAAAAUUAAUAAAUGAAUCCAGUAUAUGGAUAGAUGCUUUUUGUUUUUAAAGAAUACAUUUUGUAGUUGGUUCCAAGCACUUUUGGAGUUAAUGACAAUGAGACAGAAUAUGUCUGAAAACACCAUUUUAUUUUUUAUGUGUUGUGCACACCUGAAUUUUGUGGGAGGAAGAAACAUUUUUUGCUGUAAAAAUACUUUUUUUAAACUUUGAACACAGGCGAUGAUUUAACACCUGCCACUGGGCUUAUGCAAGAGACAAGGCUGAUCAUGAGAACUCACAUAAGAGUCAGUUCUAACAACGUGAAGCAUCAUCGGCAUUGAAGAUUUAAAGGAGCUUGCUGGUGGUUUUGCAUGUUCUAGUGCUUUGACUAUACAUCACCUACUUUCAGCAUUACGGGCAGAAACAACUUGUUUCUAUGCAUUUUACAAAUUUUUGUUUUCAACAUGCAAAUACUUGAAACUUACUUGAAAUCCACUGCAGUAAAAUGUUUGGUUAUUUUCUAAAUAAUUGCAUCAGCAUAAUUCUGCUAAUAUACAAACAAAGACAGUCCCCUUAUGAGACUGCAUUUACACUCACUAGAUCCAUUUACAUGUUUGGGGAUCUGAACCAAAAAACAAUUCCGGAAAUAUACAUGAAUUAUUCUCUGAGAAAUCAAGUAAAAUAUUGCAUAACUUCCUAUCUCGCAAUCACACAAAUGUUGACGAAAACAUAAACUCAUUGGCGGAGGUACCAAUAUAUUUGCAUCUAGGGUCUGUUUCCACCAUCCAUCAGAUUAUUGAGUGUCUGCUAAAAAGCAUUUUUUUUAAUGCAUGACAACCAAAUUCAUAUUGUAUAUUUAAUAACUGUUAGUGUUCUGAACCCGAUUUUCCAAGAGCAUACUUUACAGAACAAUGCUUUUAUCCGAGAAUCCUUGAAUGCACUAUUAAGUGUAGUUUUGAAACGGUUUGUAGCAGAAUCCUCGACAGUGACGUUAAGUGCAGUAUAUGCAAUUUAUAGUUAGUGGACCAAAACAUAGAAAAUAUUUACUACCGGGGCACAGUGAGUGUCCCGCUGAAGUGCUGUAGGGCAAGGCACUGAAAUUCCCACAGGUAACCGACCGCUCUGUACUUGCUCCAUGGCUCUGAUCUCCUUGUGGAAGUUAAUUUACGACAAAACUGAUUUAAAGUCAGUCGCAUUUAACGUUAAACAUCAGUAAACUGACUUGAAACGAGAGAGCAAAUUAAAUCACGCUGUAAUUGACCUUAAAAUCCAACUUGGACCCAAGAAAAUCUUCUGCACCAGUUCAUUGACUUCAUUAAAUAUCAAUUGAAGGUUUGUUUGCACAAGUGUUAGACUGAAUUGAAGGAAAAGAGUCUGUCAUUACAAGGUUUGAAUUUCUUUCAAUGCGCACAAUAUUUCAUUUCUUCAUCAUUUUUCAAACUCCGGUUGAAUGUACAAAAUAACAUUAAUUUAUGUCAUUUUUAUUUCACUUGCUAACUUUGUACAGUGUGGAGCUGCAUCUCGUCCCUGUACAAGCUGUCUCACUGCAGAUGUGACAUGUUUUCCUUUGAGAUGAAUAUACACAGACGUCGUCUUCACAAUCAGUGUUUUUUGCACAAAUGAAAUGAAAAGCACCAAAUUGAUUCAGUGUCGAGAGUCUCGCUCCUGUGACGCUACUGUAGUGGUUUCUAAAUUGCACUACCCGUUAAGCUGAAGGUCAAGCCGACCCAGACAGGUUUUUGAGUCAACGCACACAGUAAUACAUGGUGUCACUGAUUUGAAUUUGUAUUUUUUUUCUCUUCGUGUGUUCUUUUCAGUAAGUGUUUGAUGAUUCGUAUAUUUAUUGUAAGAGGCAGAUGUGUAUAAUUUUAAAAAGAAAACUACAGUUUUGAAGACUUUUUCUGUUUUCUUUAAGGUAAAUGAAUAUGGAUUUUUUUUCUCGCCCUCUUUUUGAUAAUUGUUAAAAAAACGUCUCAUGGAGGAGGUAGCUGCAAGGUAGCGAACACAGUGUACAUAUGCAGUGUCUUCCAGUGUUUCUAUGUGUUUUUGCAAAUGGGACUUAUCUAUUAAAAUACGUUUUCUUUGUAUGGAAAAUCUGGGUGAAGUGUUUUUCUUUUGCCAUUAAUCACACGAGUGAAGUGCCCGUUUUGAACCUCCCUGUUUGGAAUGAUCUACUAUCUUGGACUCUGGUAAUGCUCCUCAAACAAUAAUGUCACUUUUUAUUGUUUGUGUGCUGGAUGUUGUGUGCAAAGCUGUUUUUUAAACA
This is a messenger RNA of Pleuronectes platessa (European plaice), 4949 nucleotides long. RefSeq lists its product as uncharacterized. Gene Ontology annotation, biological process: regulation of transcription by RNA polymerase II. The transcript is spliced from 9 exons. Bases 332 to 2422 code for a protein of 696 amino acids. The record is from RefSeq and is a predicted model, not a curated record. Gene Ontology annotation, cellular component: nucleus; aryl hydrocarbon receptor complex. Gene Ontology annotation, molecular function: transcription cis-regulatory region binding; nuclear receptor activity; protein dimerization activity. NCBI's taxonomy places the organism in Eukaryota, Metazoa, Chordata, Actinopteri, Pleuronectiformes, Pleuronectidae.